AUGUUCUCUCCGACCUUCAAAUCAUUCCUUCUUCUCUGCCUUCUUGUGGUUAAUUCAUGGGCACAAGACCCUACGACCACCGCAACUUCCACGACAACAGUACCAUCAACUAGUACCGUAACAACUACUACGGUUGCUUCCACUUCAUCAGGAUCUACAACUGCAUCAACCGCUGCCGGAGGAUCAACUUCAACAACUGCUGCUGGAGGAUCCACUGCAUCAACUGCUGCUGGAGGAUCAACUUCAACAACUGCUGCUGGAGGAUCUACUGCAUCAACUGCUGCUGGAGGACCCACUGGAUCAACUGCUGCUGGAGGAUCUACUGCAUCAACUGCUGCUGGAGGAUCCACUGCAUCAACCGCUGCUGGAGGAUCCACAGCGUCAACUGUUGCUGGAGCAACAUCGGUUGUACCUUCUUCCCCAGCCCCACCAACCCAACCUCCUGUUAAUAACGGAUGCGAGCUUGGCUGGAAGUUCUUCAAUAGACCAUCAGGUGGAUGGUGCAUUAAGGUCUUCCCUGGUUACUUUGCAUUAAAGGAACACGCAGAGAAUGCUUGUCAGGCGAACGGUGCUGCAACUCUAACAGGACUUCAGAAUAAGGCUGAAGCAUUGUUCAUCCAAUCAUCUAUGCUUUCUGAAAUGUCAGCUCCAAGUGGAUCAGUGUGGAUUGGGAUUCACAGAACUCCUGCUUGCAACAGAAAGCCACUCAGCGCUCAAUGCAACAAAAAUACGGCUUUCCGAUGGACUGAUAAGUCAGCAACUGGAGUUGAUGGUUUUGUAUUCCAACGUGGACAACCUGACAACGGAGGCAGAGCCUUGAACCAGAACUGUGCACUUCUCCUUGCUUCAUCGAAACCCUUUAUCGAUGCAGGAGGACGUUAUUAUGCUGCACAAAUGGAAGACGUUCACUGCAAUGCAACAUUUGUCCCAGGAAACAUGGCUCGUAAGACAUCUGGAUACGCUUGUGGAAAACCGAAUAAGUGUCAACCUGGCUGGAAGUUCUUUGACCGACAAAGCGGAGGAUGGUGCAUGAAAGUUUUCACUGGAUUCCAUGCCGCUAAAGUUGAUGCCGAGGCUGCUUGUAAAGAUGUUGGAGCAACUCUUUCCGGCCUUGAAAACAAGGAAGAAGCCAUUUUCAUUCAAAACGCUCUCCUUGCCCGAAUCUCACAAGCCAGUGGAUCUGUGUGGAUUGGAAUUCAAAGAAAAGCUGAAUGUUUGGGAAAAGGACUUACCGCUUCAGGCACCCCAACAACUUCCUUCGAAUGGACCGACAACUCUGCUAGUGGAGUCGGUGGUAUGGUCUUCCAGGCUGGACAACCUGACAACGGAGUCACAGCUUUGAACCAGAAUUGUGCAUUGCUUUUGGCUUCAUCGCAACCUUACAUUGAUGCACGAGGACGUUUCUAUGCAGCUACUAUGGAAGAUGUUCCUUGUGUUGCCAACUUUGUCGCAUCUAAUGAAGCCCGUAGGACACGCGGAUACGUUUGUGGAAAACCACUUUAA
Caenorhabditis elegans is the source of this 1503-nucleotide messenger RNA. It is a transcript of the gene clec-121, whose product is annotated as C-type lectin domain-containing protein. Bases 1 to 1503 code for a protein of 500 amino acids. The transcript is spliced from 6 exons. NCBI's taxonomy places the organism in Eukaryota, Metazoa, Nematoda, Chromadorea, Rhabditida, Rhabditidae. Gene Ontology annotation, molecular function: carbohydrate binding. The record is from RefSeq and is marked reviewed.